Molecule: messenger RNA, 2307 nt
Organism: Salarias fasciatus (jewelled blenny)
Lineage: Eukaryota; Metazoa; Chordata; Actinopteri; Blenniiformes; Blenniidae
Product: importin subunit alpha-7
Exons: 15
Coding region: 125-1741 (538 amino acids)
Biological process (GO): protein import into nucleus
Cellular component (GO): cytoplasm
Molecular function (GO): nuclear import signal receptor activity; protein binding
Source: RefSeq, a predicted model, not a curated record
UCGUUUCCGUCUCCGGCGGACAUAUUGCUUACAAGAGCAAAUUCUCGAAAAGCUAAGAAGUGUCAGAGGACUUCAGCUCGAAUUAAACCUUCACGACUUCACAUUAAACGCCACACUCGACACGAUGGAGCCGUCAGCCAGUCCGGCCAAGGAUAACUACCGGAUGAACCGCUACAAGAACAAAGCACUGAACCCCGAGGAGAUGAGGCGCAGGAGAGAGGAGGAGGGCAUCCAGCUCCGGAAACAGAAGCGAGAGCAGCAGCUCUUCAAGAGGAGGAACGUCGACGUCCUCAAUGAAGACGAAACCAUGUUCGAGAGUCCGCUGGUGGACUCGUACCUCAGCUCGCCGGCGACAGAAGGAGUCAUUACCAGAGACAUGGUAGAGAUGCUCUUCUCUGAGGACCCCGAGCUUCAGCUGGCCACCACACAGAAGUUCAGAAAGCUGCUUUCCAAAGAGCCAAACCCUCCGAUCGAUGAAGUUAUAAACACACCUGGAGUCGUGGAAAGGUUUGUGGAGUUCCUGAAGAAGAGCAUCAACUGUACACUACAGUUCGAAGCCGCCUGGGCGCUCACCAACAUCGCAUCGGGAACGUCUCUACAGACCAAGACGGUGAUCGAGGCCGGAGCGGUGCCCAUCUUUAUAGAACUGCUCAACUCCGACUUCGAGGACGUCCAGGAACAAGCUGUGUGGGCUUUGGGUAAUAUAGCCGGGGACAGUGCAGUGUGCAGGGACUACGUGCUCAACUGCAACAUCCUUCCACCACUAUUGACACUUUUGACCAAAUCGGCGAGGUUGACCAUGAUCAGAAACGCAGUCUGGGCUCUGUCCAAUCUGUGUAGAGGGAAAAACCCUCCUCCUGCUUUUGAAAAGGUGUCGCCCUGCCUGCCCGUCUUGUCCAGGCUUCUGUUCAGCUCGGACCCAGACCUGCUGGCAGACGCCUGCUGGGCCCUGUCCUACCUCUCCGACGGCCCCAACGACAAGAUCCAGGCGGUCAUCGACUCGGGCGUGUGCCGGCGCCUGGUGGAGCUCCUCAUGCACACAGACUACAAAGUGGCCUCGCCUGCUCUGAGAGCAGUGGGAAACAUCGUGACCGGAGACGACAUCCAGACACAGGUGGUGCUGAACUGCUCGGCCCUGCCCUGCCUGCUCCACCUUCUCAGCAGCGCCAAAGAAUCCAUCCGCAAGGAGGCGUGCUGGACCAUCUCCAACAUCACGGCGGGAAACAGAGCGCAGAUACAGACGGUAAUCGAUGCCAACAUCUUUCCGGUGCUGAUUGACAUUCUUCAGAAAGCCGAGUUCAGAACCAGGAAAGAGGCGGCCUGGGCCAUCACCAACGCCACCUCUGGAGGAACACCGGAGCAGAUCAGGUAUUUGGUGAACCUGGGCUGCAUUAAACCUCUGUGCGACCUGCUGACCGUCAUGGACUCCAAGAUCGUUCAGGUGGCCCUGAACGGCCUGGAGAACAUCCUGAGGCUGGGCGAGCAGGAGGCCAAGCAGGAGAACAGCGGCUCCGGGGUCAACCCGUACUGCAGCCUCAUCGAAGAAGCUUACGGUCUGGACAAGAUCGAGUUCCUCCAGAGCCACGACAACCAGGAGAUCUACCAGAAGGCCUUCGACCUCAUCGAGCACUACUUCGGCGUGGAGGACGAGGACAGCAGCCUGGCCCCCCAGGUGGACCAGGCCAACCAGCAGUUCCUCUUCCCCCAGCAGGAGGCCCCCAUGGAGGGCUUCCAGCUAUAAGUCAGCCCCCCUCUUUCCUCUGAUCUACACCACUCACCCCCUCCGUACCUCCCAAAUGUCCCCCCUUUUUUCCAUUGGAGGAAAGUUAAAAAGAAAAAAAAACUGUCACGCCCCCCCCCCCCCCCCCCCCUCCCCCCCCCCGUUGAGCCGACCUCCUCGGCUUCAAAACGCACACGCCCGCACACACCUUCCUGCCACGGGACGGCCCGCCGGCCUCCCCCCGUUGGCAGUUACAACGGUUAACAUCUUCAGACACAACUUGUUGAUUUGUCUCUCCGAUGGGACGCUCCUCCGCUGGGGGCGCCCGGGGCGACGGCGCGCCCGAGGUAAAAACACGCCCGGCUCUUGAUGUCAGUCAGACAAAAAGAAACGCUCUCGACGUUCUCGAUCAGUUUCUCCUUCCUGCCCUUAUUUAUCUGCUUCUUUUCCUCGGUCUUCGUCGUUUUCGUUUGAAGAAGCUCUCUUAGAUUUAGGGCUGGUCUCUCUGCAUAUCUGCUGAUGACAAUUUAUUCUCUUCAUGGGUGGUUUAGAGGCACAAACAUCCACCCUGGUUUAUUGGAGGGGGG